Messenger RNA from Haliotis rubra (blacklip abalone), 4188 nucleotides. RefSeq lists its product as uncharacterized. The coding region runs from base 172 to 2904 and encodes 910 amino acids. NCBI's taxonomy places the organism in Eukaryota, Metazoa, Mollusca, Gastropoda, Lepetellida, Haliotidae. The record is from RefSeq and is a predicted model, not a curated record. The transcript is spliced from 3 exons.
GUUUAAUCUGUUUUCGCUUCUUUUCAGGGGAUUUGUAAGGAGAUAAUACAGGCAAAAAAAGAAGUCGAAAGCGCAGCAGAUCAAAUCAAGGAUGAGGCACAGGAGCUCCAGCAGGAUACUGACUCACACUCUGACCCGCAAAUAAGGCAGGCAGCUGAAUUUGUCAAGAAGAUGAGUGAGGACAUUCUGGAACAGAAGGAAAGACUCUCUGACAAAAAGACCCCGGUGAAAGACACAUGUAGAGAAGUGAAGAUAUUUCUACAACAAAUCACUAACUUAUCUGGGGACAAGUUGCAGUCUCUAAGCGAGGAGGCAAAACUGAAACUUGACUCCUUGAUCAAGAACUUCCGGAAGAUGACAGCCAGCACGUGGAAACUUAUCUUCUGUGUUCUCCUGCUGUAUGAACUGAGAGAUAUGUUUGAUUCAUUGCAAUGUGAGUCCUACAGCAUCUCCCUCAACAGAGGUAGACUCAAGUAUGCAUUUAAGAUGGCGUCAAUGUUGGCCUUGUGGUUGUCGCAUGAUGUGGAAACUAAUCCUGGGCCGCAAUUUAACGACAGAACAUGCAUUGAAACGCUUGUGCGUCGGUUAUCAGAGUCUCUCAGAGACAACCUCAAAAUUGGUGAAAGCAUCUGGUCCAAGGAUGUCGCCAAUGCUGCUUAUAGCGCCGGGUUUUCAAGAAAGUGUAAGUGGAACAAUCCGUCAGGGAAGGGAAAAGACAGCUUCCCAGAACUGAUAGCCAGGGCUAUUGAACUUGGAAGAGUCCUGACUGUCAAAAACUGUCUCCCACCAGACCUGGCAACAUUCAUGGUCAAUCUUGACCAACAGGAAACACGGGACAGACUGAGGCAAUACCUGAAGGUAGAGAACUACAAGACUGCUGUAGAUGUUCUACUCUAUGAAGACUUCACAACCCAAACAGCUGGCACCAUUCGUCACUUGACUCAAAUAUUACAGGAGAAAAUUUCAAGCUCAGGACGAACGACAUAUGGCCCUGAAGCAAGAACACCAACACCCACAAUAAUAAAUUCCGAGUUUAUCAAACUAGCAGACCCUCAGUGUACAGACAACGCGGUCUCAUAUUCCGCUACUGGCAUAUCUGACAUUGUGACACGAUACUCGAAAAAGAAAAGACAAGGAAAGAACAACAAGAUGCCUCACGCAAAGCAGUUUAUUGAGGUAGUUCAUUCAGAGCCACACACAGCUGAUAGAUUGACUUGUGAUGCCAUGUUUUCAGGCAGCAUGAUGGAAAAAAAGGGAGUAGAGACAGGAGAGUCAUCAAAAGAGCUAGCCUCCAGCACAAACACAUUUCAGCAAGAUGAGGACUUCCGGAGCUCAACCAACAGUCUACCUGCACAGUCUCCAAGCACAGUCACACUUCAGAAAGAUGCCGUUGACUACCUCGGCUUAACUAACAGUCUAUGUACGCAGUCUACAAGCACAGCUACCUUCCAAGGGGACGAGGACUGCAGGGGCUCAACUAGCAGUCUACCUCUACAGUCUCGCAUCACAGUAACACUUCAUAACGAUGACGACGACCGCCGUGCCUUAACUAACACUCUAUGUACACAGCCUUCCAGCACAGCUACAUUCCAACAGGUUGACGGAUGCAGCAGUUCAGAUAACAGUUUAUGCACACAGUCUACGAGCACAGACACACUUCAGGCGGACUGCUGUGAAGAAAGGAUUACAGAAGAGAAACGUGAAUUUGUACGAAUGACUUUAGAAACAAUUCGAGACAUGGAGAUGAAAGCCACACCAACUACCCAAGGAAUAGAUUCACCACAAACCUCGGAAGCGGAACAUGAUAUGACGUCAGAAUGUGGCAUCAACAAUGGCCCAGAGGUAUCCAGUCAGGACGAACAGAGUAAUGCGGACUUGGAGUCACUAUUUGAUUGUAACUCUGUUGAAGUGGCUGGCCCUAAACACACACGUGCUAUACUGGAAGCCAAUCUCCCCGAAAAUGUAUCUGAAACUACGUUAUGGGAACUUUUCGAAUCCGGUCCCAUACAUUUCAUGCAAGCUGGUGAUGUAAAUCCACCAUCAAGCAACACUCCAUACGCUGAUGCGAAGACACAGGGUGCACCGGCAGCAGGUGAUACUAGUUGUGGAGAUAGUACAAUUAUAUUACCAUGUGAGUCAUUUCAGCAUCAGAAGGAAAGUGAAGUUGUGUCAAGGACAAUCAAACCCUCACAUGACAUCAUCGACACAGAUAUAUGGGAGACAACAACUGAUAGAGGAACACACGUGUGUGAGACAUCUGAGACAGACACGCGGACAUCUGCGGGAGCGAUUGAUUCAGACACACGGGACUGCAAUUCAAAGACUGAUAGAGACACACGAGAAUGCAGAUCAGUGCCUGAUGCAGACACACGGGACUGCAAUUCAAAGACUGAUAGAGACACACGAGAAUGCAGAUCAGUGCCUGAUGCAGACACACAUGACUUCAAUUCAAAGACUGAUAGAGACACACGAGCAUGCAGAUCAAUGAGUGAGCCAGACAAUCAGGCAUGUGGUACUGGUACUGAGACAGACACACAUGCAUGUGAGGCAAUCGAAACAGACACACGGGCUUGCAACGACAGUGACAGGAAUACAGCCGAAGCAAAAGACUACAUCACCGCAUCUGAGUUCCACACUGUUCUUUCGUCCCGAUUCGAUGUAACUAACAGGAGAUUAGAGAGCAUAGAGAGAACACUACAGAAGCUUAUAUCCCAGAGUUGCAAGACACAAGCUUUAAAACCCCAUGGAGAUCGCACUCUGACCCACGUGAGUAUGGAUCAGGAGCCAAAUGACAAUCCGGGGACGUCACCAGGGUGUAGCAGUGAGAGGAGGAUCACGGGAAACACACGCAGGAAGCGGAAGUUGCAGCAUCAGCAUCUUCCAACGAAGAAAAGACGACAAUAAAGUAUGUUUGAUAACUUCAAAUAUAGAGGCUCUUGUGGAGAAAGGGAACCAAGGACAUCUGCACAGACACAAACAACACUUCAGACUUUGGCGCCGGAACCCCUAUGCCUGAUCUGUCGCUAUUUCAACUGAUUUCUAGGGGGGCGGUGGGCUAGUCAAGUGGUUUAUGCGUUCGCUCGUCACGCCGAAGACAAGUGUCCGAUCCCCACAUGGACACAACAUGUAAAGUCGAUUUUUGGUGUCCCUGGCAGUGAUAUUGCUAAAAGCAGCGUAAAACUGAACUCACUCAGUCUACUGAUGCUUGUAUAUGAUUAGUUAGUGUGUACCAUAGAGUGAUGGUUGUUAGAUAGCCAUAGUUUUUUUUACUUCACAUAUUUUAAAGUUUAUAGUGACUUUCAUUGACAGAUGUGUUCUAGUACAUCUAAUGCAAUGUAUUGUAUUCUGUAUUCAAAACGCUUAAAUAUUCAACUUUUCCUUUUCCAAAUCCUUUCCUCAACCCUCAAAAGGCAAGUAUUUAGCAUUUCAUUUUGGUGGGGUUUUCUCUGUGUGUGUGGUGUCAUCCUUUAGACGGAUGUAGGAUCACACACGUGACUGGGCUCACGUUCUAAUCUAUCACAUCGUAAAGUAUUCUAUACAUACGACUUUCAAUAUCUCUCCUCUUGUCUGAGAUUUUAACUGUCCCUCUGUAUAUCGGAGCUGAAUUAAGUCAUAUUUGCCUUUUAGAAUGUAAUAAUGCCCGCAUGUGAUUGAAAAAUCGAUUGUUUUUUUACGUUCAUGUGUCAAGAAUUCUACCAUGAUAAUACUGGAUUGCGAUUGGUUAAUUAAAGUCAUACGGAGGUAUAUAAUCACGUUACAUACCUCUGAUUUUCCAAGAGAUUCUGUAUCAUUUUAAAAUCUUAAUAAAACGGUUAUGGUGUAAUGGAGAUAAACAUACUCGCGCUACGUGUUCGGUUUUAAUUCAGAUUUAGAGCUAUUUUCAUUUCGCUACAUACCUCUGAUUUUGAAUACAGUAUGUUUAUCUCCUAAAUAUACUCUUGACUGGCCUAUACAGGCGUUUGUGUAUAGACAGUGAAUAUGUCGAUCCAGCUGACCCAAGACAUGUUCUUCAUACCAUGGUAAAUGUUUCCUUUUAGACAAAUUUCCAAGAUAUUCAUGUAUUUGUAUAAUAAUUUCAAUGGAAUGAUCAAUAACUUAUAAGAUAAUUCAUUGUCAGGUUUUUCACUCUCUUAAUUUGUAUUUGUAGAUAUAAGCUUUACACCAGUGAAAUAACAUUUUCGUAAGUUA